UUUUUGUUUGUUUUCAAAGCCAAGCCCAAGGUGCAUGGACUUCACUCAUGCACGAGCUCAUCCUUGUCUGUUGUAGCUAGCUACAGCCAUGAAAUAGAUGAUGUCUUGUAGCAUUCAAACGUUUGUGUUUCGUAUCACUGCCCUGGCUCGGCCUCCUGUCGACAUGUCGUGGAGAGUGAGCGUAUUGUAAUGAUAUUGCUGUAGUACCAUACCCCAUUGCUUCGUCAUGGAGAUAGAACCAUCGCCGGAGCAGCGACUAAGAGAGCUGCACCAGAAAGUGCAAACAGCGAGAGCAGAGAGAAACAAAUCUUUUGAUAUAAAGGGUUUGGAGAAACCAGAUGCUCUCCAGUUGCGAAUGAAGAGCAGGAGAUGCUUGCACGUGUGUGACUCGAAAUUGCUGCAUUUGGACUGGAAUGUGGACAGGCGACGUCUGGCUAUAUGUACAGAGAAAGGUGAAGUGCACUGCUGGAAUGCCCUCACGACAGAGAAGGUUAUCAUUCCUGACUUUCAUUUGACAAGAGAAUGGGCGUUGUGCUGUGCCUUCUCCGCCAAUGGUCAGGAUAUAGUGGCAGGUGGUCGUGACAACAAGUGCACCCUCUUCUCGCUGACGUCACCCAUCCAGCAAGUCGUUGCACGGCACAACGACUUUGUGUCCUCGUGUAUAUUUGCGUGUUCACAGCAAGAGCUGUUGACAGGUAGUGGUGAUACAACGUGCGCUCUUUGGGAUGUGGAAACUAGUGACUUGAUAAGAUCGUUCCAAGGUCAUAGUGCUGAAGUGAUGAGCCUCGCCAUGGUUCCAUCCUUGUCGUCAACAGUUUUCCUGUCUUCUGGUUAUGAUGGUACAGUACGUGUGUGGGAUACGCGUACCGCUAAGCUCUCGCAGCAUUUCAAGGAUCUCAACUCUGCUGUCAACUGCAUCAGCUUGACAAGCAGCGGUGAAACGUUUGCUGUUGCAUGCCAAGACUGCACGGUGAGACUGUUUGACCUACGAGCCGACGCCGAACUGGCUCGUUUCGAUGACAAGUCCAUGUUGUUUCCGUGUAACUCGCUCAGCUUCUCGUUCAGCAGUCGUCUUCUGUUCGGUGCAUCUAAUGACUACACAGUCAAUGUAUUUGAUACACUGCGAUUUGAGCGCAGUACACAGCUGUUUGGACAUGACAAUCGUGUCUCAUGCAUACGCACAUGCCCGGACGGCUCAUCUGUGGCGACGGCUAGCUAUGACGGCAACAUUCGGAUAUGGGCAUAGCCAGGCCGACGUUCACCUCCUUACCUGAAGAGAUCAACCGCACACCACUGCUCAUCACUCUCCCGGUAAUCACUGUUCUCAUGCUGAUGUUUGUAGCACUACUCCAGCUUUGUGCACGGGUGGCUUGCCAACUUGCCACCGUGUAAUGCUAUCUACUGUUGGUGUACUGGUGACAUCAAACUAGCUGGGUAUGACAUCAUCCAGUGAUAUCAUGUUAGCCGGGUGUGACAUCACCCAUCUAUAGUAUGAUGUCACUGUAUGAGCAAGCUGGACAUAGCAACCCUUAUGGUGUCUAGUGCGCACUGCUACUGCUCCGAAUGCACCGUCUGUCCAGUGGUUUGUUAUAAUUGAUGUCAUCAUGUUGCGAGUAUGACAUCAUUAUGGUGCGGCAGCCACCUUGAAUCGUGCUGAUGCUAUGAGCGGGAAACUCAGCGCACGUGCGCAGCCAGCAUUAUUAUCCCUAUACAUGAUGGCCACACUCUGCACCCGCACCUUGGUAGUGCAGUUGGGAGUGCGUCACUGUCGUCGUUGUUGUAGAGUUCGGCCACAUAGCAGUAUUGUUGGCAUCAUGCAUUCUCUAAACACACCCACACCCACAUAGGUGUGUGUUGAACUUGAGACUCGGCUGUCAUAUCGCUCAACUGGACGCCGACAGCUACACUGCACAUGCUCACAGUGUGCUCGCUUGAACCUGUGCAUCCGCAUGUAAGAUAUGCAUGAACGCUGUGCUGUGGUCAUGGAUGACAGUCCUGGCUGGUGUGGCUCAGUGUGCAGUAGUACAUUACACUUCUCUGCACUCCAGUGCAGUGUACACGCCUUGCAGCUGUGUCCGCUAAUCACCGCCAGCACCCUCACUCCCGCCACCCUUUGCUUACAAUGUGGUACGCGAGUACUAUUCUAAGCCACUUGAUGAUCCUUCUUCGCCUCCUUUGAAGUGCCCUUUUGGCUGUCCACUACACAGACUGCAUCUGGACUCUCAGAGCCGUGGAUAUUUGCUUCAUACGGUCACACCUUGAUGCUUUUGAACUCUUGACCACCUCUCUCCCUUUCCUGUUUGGCACGGUUUUUAUGCUCUCGCCAUCCCUUGUACUCAACGCUAGAUAUAUAUAUAUAUGUGUACUCGGUAAUAUAACUAGACACGAUAGGUUCUUAGGGUGUGCUGUCUUGUUUAUGCAGGUGGAUAUUUUCGAAAGAGUUUUCUGUGUGUGUGUGUGUGUGUGUGUGUGUGUGUGUUUUACAUGCUUUGUGUCUUUGAUUACUCCCGCUGAGCGAGUUGUUCAACGGUUGUCUUCGCUGUUGCUGUUGUUGUCUUCGUCGCCCUCAUCAUUGUCGUUGCUGUUGUUGCAUUGGGACAAACCCGAGCUGCCCGUUGUCUGCUGAACUUCCGAAUCUGUUUGUACUCGAAGCAUUUGUUUACUUUCUUUGUCGUCUGUGCGAACAGUGUCAUUAUUUUAUUUUCAAUAUCAUCUGCGCUUAGAGUAGAGCUUGUCUUCCUUCCCUGUGCCUUUCUUGUCUUUUUGAGCAUCUACAAUGUAGUCUCACUCACCGAA
Sycon ciliatum is the source of this 2796-nucleotide messenger RNA. RefSeq names its product guanine nucleotide-binding protein subunit beta-5a-like. Gene Ontology annotation, biological process: G protein-coupled receptor signaling pathway; G protein-coupled dopamine receptor signaling pathway. The transcript is spliced from 13 exons. Gene Ontology annotation, cellular component: cytoplasm; heterotrimeric G-protein complex. Lineage: Eukaryota; Metazoa; Porifera; Calcarea; Leucosolenida; Sycettidae. The coding region runs from base 227 to 1246 and encodes 339 amino acids. The record is from RefSeq and is a predicted model, not a curated record. Gene Ontology annotation, molecular function: signaling receptor complex adaptor activity; protein binding.